AGAAUGAUAGUCGUCACUGCCAACACUGCACAGACAGCUCCUCUUUCCUUUCCUGUGGAAGCCAGUCGGUGCUACAACAUUAAUUUUCUACAAGACCAUGGCCGUGGUCGUGGACUCUACUCUGCGGCGGGCCAGGACAGUACAGGGCCAGAUACGUAGAAGGCAACGAAGGAACGUCUUGUAUCAGCCAAAGGAAGACAACGUGGAAAAGGCAAAGCACUCGCCGUCACCCGCGUGUAUCGGGAGAUACUACCCCGCCGCUCUCCGCUAAUCAUGCUGAAAGGCAAGGAUUAUACCUGGCAGCAGAGUAACCUGUCAAUAGUCGGCACUGAUUUGGAAAGGAAUGUGAAAAAGGCUUCUGCUGAGACCGAGCAAGCUUGGCAAGGUGCUGGCAAGGAUGUCGGGCAGCAGAUAUGGCGCAUUGAGAAAUUCAAGGUUGUUCCAUGGAACCAAGACAAUUAUGGCAGUUUCUACAGUGGCGACUCCUACAUCAUUCUGAACACCUACAGGGAGGGAGAAGAGCUAAAACACAAUCUUCACUUCUGGAUCGGCCGUCACUCGACAAGUGAUGAAUACGCCACUGCUGCAUACAAAGCCGUCGAACUGGACACCUUCUUGAAUGACAAGCCGAUUCAAUAUCGUGAAGUUCAUGGCAACGAGAGUGAAUUGUUCAAGGGAUACUUUCGGGAAAUGCAGAUCUGGAGUGGCGGGAUCGACUCUGGAUUCCGGCAUGUUGAGCCAAAGACCUACCAAACAAGACUGAUGCACUUUGAAGGAACAAGGAAAAACAUUGUGGUGAAGGAGAUUGAUCUUUUGAAAUCCAAUGUGAGCACGAAUGAUGUGUAUAUCUUGGACCAAGGUCUCACCAUCUACUUGUGGAGUGGAUCGAACAGCAACAAAGAUAAACGCCUGAAGGCCAGCCAGUUUGUCACUCAACUCAAGACCCAGCGUGGAAAGGCCCAGAGUGAAUUCCUGGAUGAGGCGCAUACGCCGCAGACCCAUCCAUUCUGGCAGGCGCUGCCCGAAGGUGAACCAAAACAGGUCUUUGAGUCCGACUCUAAAACCUUCGUUCCAGUGCUGCUCAGACUCAGCGAUGCAUCCGGUGGACUGGAGAUGACUAAGAUUGCAGAAGGCCAGCGGUUCGAAAGAUCCCGGCUGGACUCCAAUGACGUAUUUAUUCUGGAUGACGGAACACAAAUCUUUGUCUGGAUUGGUAGGGAAGCGAGCUCGGGGGAGAGCUCCAAGGCAAUCGAGUAUGGACAUAACUACGCCAAGGAGACCAAGCAUCCAUUUGUGCCAAUUCUCCGCAUUGUCGAAGGCCAGCAUGUGGGUAGUUUCGAAUCCCGGUUCUCCUGAGCAGCUUCAAACUUUGCGGCGGCGAGGGGACUGACCUACACAAGCUGUCUCUGACUUUGCCUCGAGCAUCUUUCUCAACACGUUUGCAGUUCUUCACUAUCCAUAUGGCCUCCAGUGUACCAGAUUGGCAUCACAGGCUACCUGCAUUCAGUGGUCGGCUACAUACUGUGCCUACAUGACCUUUUUCUGCCAUCGUUUGCUUCAUUUUAUUUUGCCUUUGCUUCUUCACCGGCUACAUUAGCAGCUAGUAUUCUCUUGUAGGCCAUCCCAACACACUUCAAAGUCAAUUCUUCUUUGAAUACACAGUUUGUGAUUUCGUGUUCGUGCAUGGAAGGUUUACAUACUGCACUUGGAGACCUAGCGGCUUGGUUUUUCACAUUUCAGUACUUUUAAAAAGUGUUACCACGUUCA
This is a messenger RNA of Sycon ciliatum, 1767 nucleotides long. RefSeq names its product gelsolin-like protein 2. Gene Ontology annotation, biological process: actin polymerization or depolymerization; barbed-end actin filament capping; actin filament severing. The transcript has 16 exons. The coding region runs from base 274 to 1356 and encodes 360 amino acids. Gene Ontology annotation, cellular component: actin cytoskeleton; cytoplasm. The record is from RefSeq and is a predicted model, not a curated record. Gene Ontology annotation, molecular function: actin filament binding; phosphatidylinositol-4,5-bisphosphate binding. NCBI's taxonomy places the organism in Eukaryota, Metazoa, Porifera, Calcarea, Leucosolenida, Sycettidae.